This is a messenger RNA of Dermacentor albipictus, 2201 nucleotides long. Its product is annotated as protein fem-1 homolog CG6966. NCBI's taxonomy places the organism in Eukaryota, Metazoa, Arthropoda, Arachnida, Ixodida, Ixodidae. The record is from RefSeq and is a predicted model, not a curated record. Gene Ontology annotation, molecular function: protein binding.
CGAUGAGGUGAAGCCAACAAAACGCCCAUCCCAGCCACAGCCAGCUGAGCCAGCGCACUGCAGCCGUGGAAGCGAAGUUAUGGUCCGGCCGAGGGUGCUUGAGCUUGCUUUCGAGCUAUAGAAAUUAACGAAAUCUUCAAUAUGGAAUUUAAGAAUGCUGUAUUCAACGCUGCAAAAGAUGGCAAGCUUAAGCGUCUCAAGGUGUUUUUGGACCAUAGGCCAAAGGAGGAAGUCCAGAUGUUGGUUUCUGCCACAACAAAUGGAGCGACACCGCUAGUGAUGGCAUCUCGAAAUGGCCAUCUUGAUGUGGCUGACUACCUUCUUGACAGAUGCAACGCUGACAUUGAGCAGGUGGGCUCGGUGAGCUUUGAAGGCGAGACCAUCGAGGGUGCUCCGCCUCUGUGGUGUGCAGCGGCAGCGGGCCACCUCACUGUAGUGCAGAGGCUGGUGGAACGGGGUGCUCGCGUGAAUGCUACCACACGGACCAAUUCCACUCCACUGCGAGCUGCUUGCUUCGACGGCCACCUCGCCAUUGUGCGGUACCUAGUGGAGCGCGGCGCUGACAUAGAAAUUGCCAACCGCCAUGGGCACACCUGUCUCAUGAUUGCCUGCUACAAGGGGCACCUGGACAUCGCCAGCUACCUCGUUGCUCAAGGCGCCCACGUCAACCGCAAGAGUGCCAAAGGAAACACUGCUCUGCACGAUUGUGCUGAAUCUGGGAGCCUGGACAUUCUGCGGUUGCUGCUGGAACAUGGGGCCCGGGUUGAGCGAGAUGCGUAUGGCCUCACACCGCUUCUGGCUGCAGCAGUCACAGGCCAUGCCCCAGUGGUGGAGUUCCUUUCCUCAUUACCCGACUGCCCACGGGAGCAGCGUGUGGAGGCUUUGGAGCUACUGGGGGCCACUUUCGUAGACAAGAAGCGCGACUCACCCCGUGCCCUGGCUCUCUGGCGCAGGGCCCUGGAAGAGCGCUGCCUUGACCCCCCACUGCCCAAGCCCUCGAGGCCGACUACUACUGCUUAUGGUCAUGCGAUGGAAGCCAACUCUCCAGCUGACCUGGAUGACCUUCUCUGCGAGCCAGACCAAAUGCGCAUGCAGGCUCUCCUGGUGAGAGAGCGUGUAUUGGGUCCUGCGCACCCAGACACGGCAUACUACAUUCGUUACCGUGGUGCUGUGUAUGCGGAUCUUGGGGACUUCAACCGCUGUGUGGCCCUCUGGCUCUAUGCACUGGACAUGCAGCAGCGCUGCCUUGAACCGUUCAGCCCCAUGACUCAAAGUAGCCUGCUGUCCUUUGCAGAGCUUUUCUGCUUCAUGAUGGCUGAGGCCAGGCCUGCAAGGCCAUCGCGACGCCAGCUGGCCCCCGUUGAGUUUGGAGAUGUCCUUGCUGUCUUUGAGCGUGCUGUGACGGAGCUUGUGUCUGCUGGGUGCCACAUGCCAGAACCAGCCGAGGGUGUCCAGCGCACGUUGGUUAUUGCACUGCAGCUUGCAGCUCUCCUGUGUAGGCUGCAGUCACAGAGCAGCGUGGAGGAAGAUGCCUUCCGACGUGCUGCCUACCGAUUGGUGCACUUAGAUCUGCGAGGCCCACGUGGUGAAACAUGCCUGCACUUGGCAUGUGGUCGUGCACCACCAGCCAGCCGCCAGGCUUUGGGCGCCGUCUGCCAGGAGGCUUUCCCGGCACCCCCUCUUGUGCGUCUACUGCUCGAACUUGGAGCUGACCCCAAUGCCACUGAUCACGACCGGCGUACACCCUUGCACGUCGCAGCACGCAGCAAACCGUGUUCGCGAGCUGCAGCGCUUGCGCUGUUAGCCCGUGGUGCACACCUAGACCACACCGAUGCCACCGGUCGCACACCCUUGGACUAUGCACCCAUGCUGGUGGAUUGUAGCCCUCUUCGUUACACUGGCCUGCAGUGUCUGUGUGCACGUGCCAUUGUGCGCUUUCAGCUGCCCUUCCAAGGACUGGUGCCGCACCAGCUGGAGAGCUUCAUCCAAAGCCACUGAACAAUGUGGCAAGGCACGUGUGAUGCCUUUAUCUCCCUUCCCCCCUCUCCUCGUCUGUUCUCUGCGAGUCAUUUUCUUUUUCCCAACCAGUCCUAGGUUCAUAGAAUUGCAUGAGAGACUGCCAGGGUCUUUGUGUGGCUAUUGUACUGUGGAGGCAGAAGUCAGGCUCAUUGUGGUAAGAAAGGUGUUCUGAAAGCAGUUAA